Messenger RNA from Saccharomyces paradoxus, 2034 nucleotides. It is a transcript of the gene YPK2, whose product is annotated as putative protein kinase YPK2. Gene Ontology annotation, biological process: protein phosphorylation. Gene Ontology annotation, molecular function: ATP binding; protein serine/threonine kinase activity. Bases 1 to 2034 code for a protein of 677 amino acids. NCBI's taxonomy places the organism in Eukaryota, Fungi, Ascomycota, Saccharomycetes, Saccharomycetales, Saccharomycetaceae. The transcript has a single exon. The record is from RefSeq and is a predicted model, not a curated record.
AUGCAUUCGUGGCGAAUAUCUAAGUUCAAAUUGGGGAAAUCCAAAGAGGAUGAUGGAAAUAGUGAAGACGAAAAUGAAAAAUCGUGGGGUAAUGGUCUCUUUCAUUUCCACCAUGGAGAAAAGCAUCACGACGGUAGCCCAAAGAACCACAACGAUGAACGCGAACACCAUAUAAGAAAGAUCAACACAAAUGAAACUCUGCCCACUUCUUUAAGUUCUCCAAAAUUACGUAAUGAUGCAUCCUUCAAGAACCCAUCGGGAGGGGAAAAUGACAAUUCUGACGCUUUCGAAAGGAAAGGUAGUCAAUCGUCUACAGAGGCGAAGAUACAGAGCUCAGAAUCCGGAUUGAUGACGGUAAAAGUGUAUUCUGGUAAAGACUUUACUCUUCCCUUCCCAAUCACCUCUAAUGCUACUAUUUUGCAAAAACUACUAAGUUCUGGUGUCCUUAGCUCAUCGCCCGAUAAAGCCUCGGAAAUUGCAACCAUAAUGCAACAGUUGCCACGUUACAAGAGAGUAGACCAAGAUUCAGCAGAGGAAGGUUUGGUAGAUAGAGCUUUUGCUACCAAAUUCAUUCCCUCAACUAUAUUAUUACCUGGAUCAGCAAAUUCAAGCCCGUUGCUUUAUUUUACGAUCGAAUUUGAUAACUCCAUUACUACUAUUAGCCCUGAUAUGGGGACGAUGGAGCAACCAAUAUUUAAUAAAAUAUCGACAUUUGAUGUAACAAGAAAAUUGAAUUUUUUAAAAAUCGAUGUUUUUGCAAGAAUUCCAUCUUUACUUUUACCCUCUAAAAACUGGCAACAGGAGAUCGGGGAACAAGAUGAAGCACUAAAAGAGAUUUUGAAAAAAAUUAAUACAAAUCGGGAUAUCCAUUUGGACUCCUUCCAUUUACCAUUAAAUUUGAAAAUCGAUUCUGCAGCCCAAAUAAGACUAUACAAUCACCAUUGGAUUUCUUUAGAGAGAGGAUAUGGUAAAUUGAAUAUAACUGUGGACUACAAACCUUCUAAAAACAAACCUCUCUCCAUUGACGACUUUGAUCUGUUGAAGGUUAUCGGAAGGGGUUCGUUCGGCAAAGUGAUGCAAGUAAGGAAAAAGGAUACACAAAAGAUCUACGCUUUGAAAGCGUUGAGAAAGGCAUAUAUCGUGUCGAAAAGUGAAGUGACGCAUACUUUAGCGGAGAGGACAGUCCUAGCAAGAGUCGACUGCCCGUUUAUUGUUCCACUGAAGUUCUCUUUUCAAUCUCCGGAGAAGUUGUACCUAGUACUGGCUUUUAUCAAUGGCGGUGAACUCUUCUACCACUUACAACACGAAGGACGAUUCAGUCUAGCACGGUCCCGGUUUUAUAUUGCAGAACUGUUGUGUGCUCUCGAUUCAUUACACAAGCUUGACGUCAUUUAUCGUGACCUGAAGCCGGAGAACAUUCUAUUGGAUUACCAAGGACAUAUUGCACUGUGCGAUUUUGGACUUUGCAAGCUGAAUAUGAAAGAUAACGAUAAAACAGAUACUUUCUGUGGUACUCCCGAAUAUUUGGCACCAGAAAUCUUGUUGGGGCAGGGCUAUACUAAAACCGUUGACUGGUGGACAUUAGGUAUUUUAUUAUAUGAGAUGAUGACAGGGUUACCGCCAUACUAUGAUGAAAACGUCCCUGUGAUGUACAAGAAAAUUCUGCAGCAGCCAUUACUAUUUCCUGAUGGAUUUGAUCCUGCGGCUAAAGAUUUAUUAAUCGGUCUCUUAAGCAGAGACCCAAAUAGAAGACUCGGCGUUAACGGCACAGAUGAAAUCCGUAACCAUCCCUUCUUCAAAGAUAUCUCAUGGAAAAAGCUACUUCUGAAGGGCUACAUUCCGCCUUAUAAGCCACUUGUUAAGAGCGAAGUAGAUACUGCAAAUUUUGACCAAGAGUUCACUAAGGAAAAGCCAAUCGACAGUGUAGUGGACGAGUACUUAAGCGCAAGUAUUCAAAAGCAAUUUGGUGGCUGGACGUAUAUUGGUGACGAACAGUUGGGUGACUCCCUUUCGCAGGGGAGAAGCCUUAGUUAG